AUGGGCCGGUUCGCGUGGAUUCUCAUCGCGCUCUUCGCCCUCCUAUCAGCUACGUCCACGUCAGCGCUUGUCUUCACGCUGCUCAAACGCGAGUGCUUCCAGCAUUUCGUGCCGAAAGGCGGCGAGACCGUCCACGUGUCGUUCGUCGUGAUCAAAUCAGAUUACAACUGGGGAGGCGGGGAGCAGGCGAAAAUCGAUUUAACGGUGGAGGACCCAAGGGGCCACGUGCUGCGCAAGAUAGAGGCGAGGACGGACGACAACUUCAUGGUCACUGCUGCCGUUGACGGCUUCUUCAAGUUCUGCUUUACGACUGACUCCGCUGUGCACGAAUCCGUGGCGUUCGAUGUGGAGAACGGCCACCCAAUCACCACUGAACACGUGGCAAAGAAUGAUCAAAUCGAGCCACUGGUGAAGGAGGUGCAUCGGCUGCAGAGGGAGGUGAUGCGCACCAAGCAUGAGAUCCACUACUCCUUCUACCUCGCCGAGCAGCAUGCAGAGGGUGAGUGGCAUUGUGGCAGUGCUUCUGGGGUUUUUCUAGGUAGCACGGGUUGGUUUGAGGGGUGGAUGGGCAUGAUUGCAGCACGAGGAGGGAGGGAGGUGAUGCGCACCAUGGAUGGGAUCCACUACUCCUUCUACCUCGCCGAGCAGCAUGCAGAGGGUGAGAGAGUGAGAAUGACUGGCCAUGCUCCUGCCUAUGCUCGUACCUAUGCUCCUUCCUAUGCUCGUACCUAUGCUCGUGCCUAUGCUCGUACCUAUGUUCGUGCCUAUACUCGUACCUAUGCUCGUACCUAUGUUCGUGCCUAUGCUCGUACCUAUGCCUAUGCCUAUGCUCGUACCUAUGCUCAUGCCUGUGCUCGUCGUACCUAUGCUGGUGCCUAUGCUUGUACCUAUGCUCGUACCUAUGCUCGUGCCUGUGCUCGUACCUAUGCUCGUGCCUGUGCUUGUACAUAUGCUCCUGCCUAUGCUCGUACCUAUGCUCGUACCUAUGCUCGUGCCUGUGCUCAUCGUACCUACGCUCGUACCUGUGCUCGUACCUAUGCUCGUACCUAUGCUCGUACCUAUGCUCGUACCUAUGCUCGUACCUAUGCUCGUACCUAUGCUCGUGCCUAUGCUCGUACCUAUGCUCGUACCUAUGCUCAUGCCUAUGCUCGUACCUAUGCUCGUACCUAUGCUUGUACCUAUGCUCGUACCUAUGCUCGUACCUAUGCUCGUGCCUGUGCUCGUAUCUAUGCUCCUGCCUAUGCUCGCACCUAUGCUCCUGCCUAUGCUCGUACCUAUGCUCCUGCCUAUGCUCGUACCUAUGCUCAUACCUAUGCUCCUGCCAUGCUCGUACCUAUGCUCGUGCCUAUGCUCGUACCUAUGCUCGUGCCUGUGCUCGUACCUAUGCUUGUGCCUGUGCUCGUACCUAUGCUCCUGCCUAUGCUCGUACCUAUGCUCGUACCUAUGCUCGUACCUAUGCUCGUACCUAUGCUCGUGCCUAUGCUCGUACCUAUGCUCGAACCUAUGCUCGUGCCUAUGCUCGUACCUAUGCUUGUACCUAUGCUCGUACUUAUGCUUGUACCUAUGCUCGUACCUAUGCUCGUACCUCUGCUCGUGCCUGUGCUCGUAUCUAUGCUCCUGCCUAUGCUCGUACCUAUGCUCCUGCCUAUGCUCUUACCUAUGCUCGUACCUAUGCUCGUACCUAUGCUCGUGCCUGUGCUCGUGCCUAUGCUCGUGCCUGUGCUCGUACCUAUGCUCCUGCCUAUGCUCGUACCUAUGCUCGUACCUAUGCUCGUACCUAUGCUCGUACCUAUGCUCGUGCCUAUGCUCGUACCUAUGCUUGAACCUAUGCUCGUGCCUAUGCUCGUACCUAUGCUUGUACCUAUGCUUGUACUUAUGCUUGUACCUAUGCUCGUACCUAUUCUCGUACCUCUGCUCGUGCCUGUGUUCGUAUCUAUGCUCCUGCCUAUGCUCGCACCUAUGCUCGUCUCGUGCCUGUGCUCGUACCUAUGCUCGUACCUAUGCUCGUGCCUGUGCUCGUAUCUAUGCUCCUGCCUAUGCUCGUACCUAUGCUCGUACCUAUGCUCGUGCCUGUGCUCGUACCUAUGCUCGUACCUAUGCUCGUACCUAUGCUCGUACCUAUGCUCGUACCUAUGCUCGUACCUAUGCUCAUGCCUAUGCUCGUACCUAUGCUCGUACCUAUGCUCGUACCUAUGCUCGUACCUAUGCUCGUACCUAUGCUCGUGCCUAUGCUCGUAUCUAUGCUCGUACCUAUGCUCCUGCCUAUGCUCGUACCUAUGCUCAUACCUAUGCUCCUGCCUAUGCUCGCACCUAUGCUCCUGCCUAUGCUCGUACCUAUGCUCCUGUCUAUGCUCGUACCUAUGCUCAUACCUAUGCUCCUUCCUAUGCUCGUACCUAUGCUCGUGCCUAUGCUCGUACCUAUGCUCGUGCCUGUGCUCGUACCUAUGCUCGUGCCUGUGCUCGUACCUAUGCUCGUACCUAUGCUCGCACCUAUGCUCGUACCUAUGCUCGUAUGCUCGUGCCUAUGCUCGUACCUAUGCUCGUACCUAUGCUCGUGCCUAUGCUCGUACCUAUGCUCGUCCCUAUGCUCGUACUUAUGCUCGUACCUAUGCUCGUACCUAUGCUCGUGCCUGUGCUCGUAUCUAUGCUCCUACCUAUGCUCGCACCUAUGCUCGUGCCUAUGCUCGUGCCUGUGCUCAUACCUAUGCUCGUGCCUGUGCUCGUCGUACCUAUGCUCGUGCCUAUGCUUGUACCUAUGUUAGUACCUAUGCUCGUGCCUGUGCUCGUACCUAUGCUCGUGCCUGUGCUUGUACCUAUGCUCCUGCCUAUGCUCGUACCUAUGCUCGUACCUAUGCUCGUGCCUGUGCUCAUCGUACCUAUGCUCGUACCUGUGCUCGUACGUAUGCUCGUACCUAUGCUCGUACCUAUGCUCGUACCUAUGCUCGUACCUAUGCUCGUACCUAUGCUCGUGCCUAUGCUCGUACCUAUGCUCGUACCUAUGCUCGUGCCUAUGCUCGUACCUAUGUUCGUACCUAUGCUCGUACCUAUGCUCGUACCUAUGCUCGUGCCUGUGCUCGUAUCUAUGCUCCUGCCUAUGCUCGCACCUAUGCUCCUGCCUAUGCUCGUACCUAUGCUCCAGCCUAUGCUCGUACCUAUGCUCAUACCUAUGCUCAUACCUAUGCUCGUACCUAUGCUCGUGCCUAUGCUCGUACCUAUGCUCGUGCCUGUGCUCGUACCUAUGCUCGUGCCUGUGCUCGUACCUUUGCUCCUGCCUAUGCUCGUACGUAUGCUCAUACCUAUGCUCGUACCUAUGCUCGUACCUAUGCUCGUGCAUGUGCUCGUACCUAUGCUCGUGCCUGUGCUCGUACCUAUGCUCGUGCCUGUGCUCGUGCCUAUGCUCGUACCUAUGCUCCUGCCUAUGCUCAUACCUAUGCUCGUACCUAUGCUCGUACCGAUGCUCGUACCUAUGCUCGUACCUAUGCUCGUACCUAUGCUCGUACCUAUGCUCGUACCUAUGCUCGUACCUAUGCUCAUGCCUAUGCUCGUACCUAUGCUCGUACCUAUGCUCGUACCUAUGCUCGUACCUAUGCUCGUACCUAUGCUCGUGCCUAUGCUCGUAUCUAUGCUCGUACCUAUGCUCCUGCCUAUGCUCGUACCUAUGCUCAUACCUAUGCUCCUGCCUAUGCUCGCACCUAUGCUCCUGCCUAUGCUCGUACCUAUGCUCGUGUCUAUGCUCGUACCUAUGCUCAUACCUAUGCUCCUUCCUAUGCUCGUACCUAUGCUCGUGCCUAUGCUCGUACCUAUGCUCGUGCCUGUGCUCGUACCUAUGCUCGUGCCUGUGCUCGUACCUAUGCUCGUACCUAUGCUCGCACCUAUGCUCGUACCUAUGCUCGUAUGCUCGUGCCUAUGCUCGUACCUAUGCUCGUACCUAUGCUCGUGCCUAUGCUCGUACCUAUGCUCGUCCCUAUGCUCGUACUUAUGCUCGUACCUAUGCUCGUACCUAUGCUCGUGCCUGUGCUCGUAUCUAUGCUCCUACCUAUGCUCGCACCUAUGCUCGUGCCUAUGCUCGUGCCUGUGCUCAUACCUAUGCUCGUGCCUGUGCUCGUCGUACCUAUGCUCGUGCCUAUGGUUGUACCUAUGUUAGUACCUAUGCUCGUGCCUGUGCUCGUACCUAUGCUCGUGCCUGUGCUUGUACCUAUGCUCCUGCCUAUGCUCGUACCUAUGCUCGUACCUAUGCUCGUGCCUGUGCUCAUCGUACCUAUGCUCGUACCUGUGCUCGUACGUAUGCUCGUACCUAUGCUCGUACCUAUGCUCGUACCUAUGCUCGUACCUAUGCUCGUACCUAUGCUCGUGCCUAUGCUCGUACCUAUGCUCGUACCUAUGCUCGUGCCUAUGCUCGUACCUAUGUUCGUACCUAUGCUCGUACCUAUGCUCGUACCUAUGCUCGUGCCUGUGCUCGUAUCUAUGCUCCUGCCUAUGCUCGCACCUAUGCUCCUGCCUAUGCUCGUACCUAUGCUCCAGCCUAUGCUCGUACCUAUGCUCAUACCUAUGCUCAUACCUAUGCUCGUACCUAUGCUCGUGCCUAUGCUCGUACCUAUGCUCGUGCCUGUGCUCGUACCUAUGCUCGUGCCUGUGCUCGUACCUUUGCUCCUGCCUAUGCUCGUACGUAUGCUCAUACCUAUGCUCGUACCUAUGCUCGUACCUAUGCUCGUGCAUGUGCUCGUACCUAUGCUCGUGCCUGUGCUCGUACCUAUGCUCGUGCCUGUGCUCGUGCCUAUGCUCGUACCUAUGCUCCUGCCUAUGCUCAUACCUAUGCUCGUACCUAUGCUCGUACCUAUGCUCGUACCUAUGCUCGUACCUAUGCUCGUACCUAUGCUCGUACCUAACGAGCACAGGCAAGAGCAUAGGCAGGAGCAUAGAUGCGAGCAUAGGCAGGAGCAUCGAUACGAGCACAGGCACGAGCAUAGGAGCAUAGGUACGAGCAUAGAUACGAGCACAGGCACGAGCAUAGGUACCAACAUAGGUACGAGCAUAGGCACGAGCAUAGGUACGAGCAUAGGCACGAGCAUAGGUACGAGCAUAGGUACGAGCACAGGCACGAGCAUAGGCAGGAGCAUAGCUCGUACCUAUGCUCGUACCUAUGCUCGUACCUAUGCUCGUACCUAUGCUCGUACCUAUGCUCGUGCCUAUGCUCGUUCCUAUGCUCGUGCCUGUGCUCGUACCUAUGCUCGUGCCUAUGCUUGUACCUAUGCUCGUACCUAUGCUCGUACCUAUGCUCGUGCCUGUGCUCGUACCUAUGCUCGUGCCUGUGCUCGUACCUAUGCUCGUACCUAUGCUCCUGCCUAUGCUCGUACCUAUGCUCGCACCUAUGCUCGUACCUAUGCUCGUACCUCUGCUCGUACCUAUGCUCGUACCUAUGCUCGUACUUAUGCUCGUGCCUGUGCUCGUACCUAUGCUCGUACCUAUGCUCGUGCGUGUGCUCGUAGCUAUGCUCGUACCUAUGCUCGUGCCUGUGCUCGUCGUACCUAUGCUGGUGCCUAUGCUUGUACCUAUGCUCGUACCUAUGCUCGUGCCUGUGCUCGUAUCUAUGCUCCUGCUUAUGCUCGCACCUAUUCUCCUGCCUUUGCUCGUUCCUGUGCUCGUACCUAUGCUCGUACCUAUGCUCGUGCCUGUGCUCGUACCUAUGAUCGUGCCUAUGCUCGUACCUAUGCUCGUACCUAUGCUCGUGCCUGUGCUCGUAUCUAUGCUCGUUCCUAUGCUCGUACCUAUGCUCGUACCUAUGCUCGUACCUAUGCUCGUACCUAUGCUCGUACCUCGUACCUAUGCUCGUACCUGUGCUCGUGCAUGUGCUCGUACCUAUGCUCGUGCCUGUGCUCGUACCUAUUUCUCGUGCCUGUGCUCGUACCUAUGCUCGUACCUAUGCUUCUGCCUAUGCUUGUACCUAUGCUCCUACCUAUGCUCGUACCUAUGCUCGUACCUAUGCUCGUACCUAUGCUCGUACCUAUGCUCGUACCUAUGCUCGUACCUCGUACCUAUGCUCGUACCUAUGCUCGUGCCUGUGCUCGUACCUAUGUUCGUGCCUGUGCUGGUACCUAUGCUCGUGCCUGUUCUCGUACCUAUGCUCGUACCUAUGCUUCUGCCUAUGUUUGUACCUAUGCUCGUAACUAUGCUCGUACCUAUGCUCGUACCUAUGCUCGUACCUAUGCUCGUACCUAUGCUCGUACCUAUGCUCGUGUGUGUGCUCAUACCUAUGCUCGUACCUAUGCUCGUGCCUGUGCUCGUAUCUAUGCUCCUGCCUAUGCUCGCACCUAUGCUCCUGCCUAUGCUCGUGCCUGUGCUCGUACCUAUGCUCGUACCUAUGCUCGUGCCUUUGCUCGUACCUAUGCUCGUGCCUAUGCUCGUACCUAUGCUCGUACCUAUGCUCGUACCUCAGCUCGUGCCUGUGCUCGUUCCUAUGCUCGUGCCUAUGCUCGUACCUAUGCUCGUACCUAG
This is a messenger RNA of Closterium sp. NIES-65, 6492 nucleotides long. Lineage: Eukaryota; Viridiplantae; Streptophyta; Zygnematophyceae; Desmidiales; Closteriaceae. The record is from the annotation of a GenBank genome assembly.